Messenger RNA from Ostertagia ostertagi, 621 nucleotides. The record is from the annotation of a GenBank genome assembly. NCBI's taxonomy places the organism in Eukaryota, Metazoa, Nematoda, Chromadorea, Rhabditida, Trichostrongylidae.
AUGAGCCCGACAGGCUAUGACAGGGCUGGAGGUGUCACCUGUCUUUCGAUUUCAACGUUCCCGUCUGUUGACACUGAGAACGGUCUGAUACAGUCCUGUGAUCUGACAAUCACGUCCAUUGUUCCAGAGGCCUUCCUGGACUUCCACAACAAUCAGGCAAUGGUCGGUCGCAGCCACAGGAGCGGCGCAUCAAAUGUGAGAGGCUUCUGGCAGGCCAGCGUAGAAGAUGAGGAAAGAGCUAGGAGGGAGACGAUCCGACACGCGUCAUCAAAACCGUACAGUUUUCCGCGGUGGCGGUCUUCAGAUGCGUUGUCGGCUUCGCUCGUGGCGUCGAACAGCGUGGAUGUGCCGAAGGACAGCCGCAUUCCCGAGCAGAGACUUCAAAAGAUGAAGGAAACGGAUAGAUUGGCAGAGAUUCAUAAAGCUCAUAUCCAUGAACAGGUGGGACCACCUCAGAGCCUACGUAAGGGCAAAAGCCUCGACUCAUUGGUUCUUCAAGUCGAUCAUCAGCCAUGGUACGAUCGCAAUAAAAUCCGGGACUCGGUAUGUAGGGAGUCGAUCGGUAACAUAGCGGAAGCCAGGGAACGCUUCGAAUCACAUGAGUUCUCUCGAUUGAACAAA